Molecule: messenger RNA, 3260 nt
Organism: Mya arenaria
Lineage: Eukaryota; Metazoa; Mollusca; Bivalvia; Myida; Myidae
Exons: 2
Coding region: 147-1730 (527 amino acids)
Source: RefSeq, a predicted model, not a curated record
GCCAGCACAAGAAUGAACAAAACCCGCUAGUUUGCUGUAUUUAUACUCACGAUAUCACGUGACCACAUUGGACGGUUCUAACCAGUUGGAAUAGUCCAUUUUCAACAGUUACCAAUGGAUUAAUUGACAACCCUAUCAAAAAAGAUAUGGAUGAGGUGUGUAAUGAAAUUAAGGUAGAGUCAGAAGAUGGGGAAAGCUUCUUCAUAACCUUGAACACAGAUGAAAUCAAAAUUGAACCCAAUCAAGGAAGAAGUGAAUUUGUCCUUGAAGAAGACAAUGUCCUAAUGCUUGAUCCCAGUAGUGGGCUGACCAUCAAGGCUAAUGGACCUCAAAAUUUCUGUGAUGAAUAUGCAACCGAUAUAAAAUUUGAGGUGGAAACUGAAAAAAGGCAAGUAGAAGUUGAACAAAAUGUGAACAAACCCUCCGGCCACAGUUUAGACAGAAGCCAAUCUAUGGAUAUAGAGUCAGGCGAUGAGGAUGAGGAAGAUGCUGGAGCAUUGGGCAAUGUCUUGCAGUUUGCUAAUCAGCAUUGCUCUGGUGUGGCGGAAAUGACUGAUGAUGAUUUGAACAAGAUGAGUGCAGAAGAACUGCAGGAUUUGAUGGCUGAUGUAGAUUAUCAGAUGUCUAUGAUUGAUUCUGUGAGCAAGAGUUUUGAAACUAUGAUUCAAAGCUGUGAGAAUGAUGAAAAAGAACUAACUAUAUUACAUACUACCACUAGUUGUAAGCUACAGGUUGAUGGAGAUGCACAGCAAUUUCCAGAGAAAACUGCUGGUAUCAGCACAGGAAAGGCAGCAAGUAAUGUUGAUCUUUCAAAUCAAAAUAAAACACCAUGCUUUUGCUUUGUCUGUGGAGUUAACAGAUAUAAAAGCAAUGAACAUCUAUGUCCUCUCUGUUUCACUAAAGAAAAGUAUGAUAUCAUGGAUUACAGACUGAUUUCAGAGUUUUAUUCAAGUUAUGGUUUUGAAUCGGGACAGUCAUAUUUUAAUUCUACAGUUAGUCCUCCCUCUGGGCAACAUGAUAUCUUAGAGCUGUUUCUCUAUGUAUUUAUGAAAUUUUGCAACCAAAAGAAUUUGAAGAAAAUCCACUGUUGUUUUUGUGGAGACGAUCUAACGAAUAUUUCGGAAAUAGUGACUCAUAUAGUAAAAUUUCAUGCCAAUCUCACAUCACACUUAUGUAGUCCUGAAAUAUUCAAGCCCACCAACCCAGCUCAUCUAUGUGUGCUGUGCUCAUCAAUGUAUUCCAUGAAAAUUGAAAUCAUCUGCCACUACCGUUAUGAACAUCAUGUCACCGAUAAAAAACAGAUAACUCUCUUCUCAGACAUUGCGAACAAGUACGAACUUACUGAAAGAUCUUACAAAUGCUUACCCUGUACAACAGAAGGCAAAAUAACUUUGUCAAAAUCAAAGGAAUUGCAUACAUUUCACUUGCGCAAGGCUCAUCUUCAGAUUGAAAGAACAACUAGGGUUUUGAACGGUAGACAAAAAAGUGUGCCUCAAAUGGUUUCACAAAACAAUGUUCCAUAUAUAAAUCAAACUCCAUCCACUGCAGGUACUAGUUAUUCAAGCAUAGUGCCACCAAAUGCUGGUUGUUUACCGGGCAUAACUGGUAAGCCGAGGAAUAACGGCUGUAAAACGAAACUUGUCUGUGAAAUCUGUUACCUCAGAUUUGAAAAGUUGAAAGAUCUUCAAAAACAUAUUCAUGUGGCGCACAGCAGAUUGAUACUGUUUUGAAAUUCAAUGAAAGUACUGGUACAUGUAUCUGUUUCUGUAUUAAUUCAAUUUUAGGCUUAAAGGGUAAAGAUUCGAUCAGACUAUUAAUUGAUGAAGUUAAGACUGAAUUUUACGUGUUUUCAAAAUCAAUGUUUGUUAUACUAUAUAAUAUAUAAUUGGAACAUGUAUAUUUUCUUAUUCUGUUAAAUAUCUGUUUCCAUCCAAUGUUAGUUGAUGUGCAUAAUACAUGUGCAUUUGGAGCUAAAAGGUUAAGUUUAUUAUAAAAUGAAUGAGUUACUUGUAUGUACAUAUAUGUUGUGGAACCCUUUAUGUGAACAAUUAGAAUAUUUAUAGUUUUAUAUUUGUAUAUGCACCAGUAUAUACAUGUUAAAAUGUAGGAUGCUUAUGGAUGUGUGUCACUAAGAUUGAAUUAUGUUAAAAACAAAAUAACCAAAGCAUUUUUAAAUUGCAGUGAAAGUUAAGUCAAGUUUAAAAGUAAUUUUUUAGCUCAUCUUUUUUAAAAAGAAAAGUCUAAUUGUCAUAGCCCUGGCAUCAUUGCAUCCAUGUUGGCGUGCAUUAACUUUAACCUUGGUCAUAAGUUGAGAUCAAUAAUGCCAAUUUAUCCACAUGUUGCCAGAGACUGGACAUGGAUGUAUUGCAUGGCCGAAGAGGUACCUUUAAUAAAAAAGAAAUGCAAAAACUUUAACCUUUACACUCCUCAAAGAAACAUUUAAAUUAUUAAAAAAACUGGUAAGAUAAAAUGCACACAUGUUUAGCAAGGUCAAUAACUGAUUUUAAUAAUUGUCCCUUUUUCAAAAAGAAAACUGAUGAGAUUUGUUAAAUUGAAUAAUAAUUAAAUGCUGAAUGUUUAACAGUUAUUUUAGUUAGAAUUUUGUUUUAUAUUUCGUAUCUUAUAUAUGUGAGUGUCCAGUUCAAAUGUACAAUUAACUAAAGUAAGAUACUGUGUCCAGUUAUGUGAAGGAGGUACGAAACUUGUAAGUGAGGUUAACAUACACUCAACUGCCUGAAAUUGAUCUUUACUUGUACCAAAACACUACCUUUGGUCGGCAAUUUUUGUUGGCAUGCCUUUAUGAAAUUUAAUCUGUUUUUUUGUUGUCUGUUCAAAAAGUACCUUUUUUGCCCCAAGAAGUCUGAUUUUUAUUUAAGUAUGCAUUUCCAACUUAAAUAUUGUGUCUUGAGAUUGUUUAGCAUAUGAUUGUUGUUGAAGUGUCUAUAGAUUUGUUGAAAUUUGCAAAGUACCGGUAAAUGAAUUUAAGGUACUGUGUACUACACAUGUAGCUGGAUUUUGCUCAAGAAUUUUUUUGUACCGCGACUCAAAUCCAGACAAGUAACAAUGAUUCAUGGUUGAAAUUUCAUGCAAGUAUUACAUUUAUUGAGGGAUUAAUAUGGCAUUAUUUGAUGUAGUUAUGAAUGAAAAGUUUGCUUACUUUCUGUUUUUUGAGUUUCUGGCUGUCUCUUUUUGACUUGAUCAUCUGAUGUUCAAACCGAUGUUCAAUCUUAUAGUCGAAUGCAUAAAUAUUGAGAAACCAA